This is a messenger RNA of Oryzias melastigma (Indian medaka), 6496 nucleotides long. It is a transcript of the gene musk, whose product is annotated as muscle, skeletal, receptor tyrosine kinase. The record is from RefSeq and is a predicted model, not a curated record. Gene Ontology annotation, biological process: multicellular organism development; protein phosphorylation; positive regulation of kinase activity. Gene Ontology annotation, molecular function: transmembrane receptor protein tyrosine kinase activity; ATP binding; protein binding. Lineage: Eukaryota; Metazoa; Chordata; Actinopteri; Beloniformes; Adrianichthyidae. The coding region runs from base 770 to 3667 and encodes 965 amino acids. Gene Ontology annotation, cellular component: signaling receptor complex. The transcript is spliced from 17 exons.
AAAACUUAAAACUCCAAUUUUGCAUUAAAAAAUGCAUUACUUUGUGUUAUUUCCUAUAACAAUUCAUUAUAAAAACUAAAGGAUUUGGGGCUAAUUUUACAUGUGAGUUAAAGUCAGAACUGCCUUUAAUCAGAACCUGACCACAGGCUCCAGAGCCGCCCGUUACACACAAUUGAAACCUUCUGAAGCAGAAAGGAUGAGGAGAAAUGAAACGAAAUACCAUUCCUUUCCUAAAAUAAAACAGGACAGGCUGUGAGGCGACAGGUGGACACAAAGUCGGCCUCCUGGACUGUGUACAUCUCUGUGGCGACUUGAGUUCAAAAAGAUAACAUUUCUUUGCAAAAUUUGUCAAAAAUUGGUCCACAAUUAAUACAAACAAACCGAAAAAAUAAAUGAUUUGUGCACUUUUUACUCACUUACUAUCAUUAUGACUCAACUGACCAAAGGAAUCCCAAUCUCAUCAGAAGCAGCAAUGAGCGGUCAGUGUUGCUGACUAUUCGGGCAAAGCCCUUCGGCACCGCAGUCUUUAGAUCUUAGAGCGCAGCUGCAAAACCCGAGUCGCUGGAUGUGAGGACGACACGCAGCUGCCACUGUCCAUCACAGAGUUAACACACACACAGACCAACCGAGCUGCUGGAACACAAAGAGCUCAUGGCUGUUUGUGUCUACAAAACACACAGACGCACACAGUGAGGAUCUCUAUCAGGAUGGAAAUCUGAUCGAUCGUUUCUAUACAAGCUUUGAUCAGAGUGAUUAGAUUGGAACCAAUAUGAAGACGCUAGAACAAGUUCUUGUCCGUCUGCUGAUUUGGAUUCCUUUGGGUCAUAGCAUGCAAACAGCUCCACGCAUCAUCACCUUAUUAGAGACGGUAGAUGUGCUACUGGAUCACAAUGCAACCUUCAUCUGCGAGGUGGAGUCACGUCCACCCGCUCUCAUCACCUGGACCAAGAAUAACCAUCCAAUCAUGUACUAUGACACUCGCUACCUGACCAGAGAGCAGGGACAGAUGCUGGUGAUUCCCCACGUGAGAGAGUCUGACAACGGAGAGUACUGCUGCCUUGCCAACAAUGGCAUCGGGGAGCCUGCAAAGAGCUGUGGAGCACUACAGCUGAAGAUGAAGCCACAGAUCAAACAACAACCCAGAAAUCUAACCCUGGUGAUUACAUCUAAAGCAGUGCUGCCCUGUUUCACCCUCGGCAACCCCAAACCUGAAAUCACCUGGCUGAAAGACAACAAUCCUGUGAAGUUGAGCGAUAGUAUCACAAUUCUUGACAGUGGAGCAUUAAAGAUCCACAACAUCCAGAAAGAGGAUGCAGGGCAGUAUCGCUGUGUGGCCAAAAACAGCUUUGGGUUAGCUUUGUCAAAGCCCGUCACCAUCGAGGUACAAGCUCCAGCACGGAUCCUGCGUGCUCCAAAGGAAAAAAGAGUUCCCUCUGGCAGCCAGAUAACUCUCGAGUGCAACGCCACAGGAAUUCCAAUCCCCACAAUCACCUGGUUGGAAAAUGGGAAUGCUAUCUCUGGUGCAUCGGUGGACGAAACCAUAGUGGGAGAUGUGAUUCUGUCUGUUCUGAGAGUGACGGUGGUAAAGCCUGCGCUCUACACAUGUAUGGCUUCAAACAGACACAGUGGUGGAGCCAACACGGUCAAAGCAACUGCAGGAGUUACAGUUGCAGAGUGGAGGCUCUUUAAGAGCAGCUCUGGCUAUUGCAGUGCAUACCGCGGGGAUGUUUGCCGAACUGUUCUACGAGACGAUUUUCUGGUUUUCUUCAACUCCUCCCUCUCGGAUCCCGAGGACAUGCAGGAGUAUCUUGUUCGGAGCUGGUGGACAGAGCUGGAAGGACUCGGCGCGCUGUGCAGCCCUGCCCUGCUCUCACUGCUGUGCCACUCCUCCUUCCCCAACUGCAACCCAUCAGGCUUGGGGCCCUCUCCUAAGCCAGUGUGCAGAGAACAUUGUCUGGCAGUAAAAGAGUUGUACUGCUAUAAGGAGUGGUUGGUACUUGAAGGCAGCCGGUCAGUUCAGCCAGAGCUCUUUGACUCUGUCUUGGGGUCACAUUUGCUGCUCAAAUGUCCUUUACCAAGUCUGCACGCAGACCCAGAUGCCUGCACACAUGUUCCUUUUUUAGAUCUGAACAAAGAUGAGAUAACAACAACCUGUUACAAUGACAGAGGGCGCUUCUAUCAAGGCGGUGUGAACAUCACAAGGUCGGGGAUACCGUGUCAGCCCUGGAACCAACAGGUCCCUCACCAACAUCGUCUGUCUGUGGACGUUAUUCCAGAGCUGAAGAACUCUCACAACCACUGUAGGAACCCUGGUGGAAUCAGUGACAGGCCUUGGUGCUACACCUCCAACCCUAGCAUACGCUUGGAAUACUGUACUGUGCCACUAUGUGGGAAAACAAUCGUAACGCCAGUGAUAAAACCAGAGUCAACAAGGCAGAUCCCUCUUCUUCCUCCCACGACCUCCGUGUCCUCUCCUGCGUACUCCAUGUCCGUCAUCGUGAUCGUCUUGACCUCAUUUGCGAUCGCAGCCGUUCUCUCCAUUGUCAUCAUCAGCUGCCACAGGCGGAGGAAGCAUUGGAGAAACCGAAAAAGAGAGAUGAAGACGCCAGCGUUGAGCGCACUGCCGUCGGAGUUGCUGCUGGAUCGACUCCAUCCCAACCCCAUGUACCAGCGCGUUCCUCUGCUGCUGAACUCCAAGCUGCUGGCGUUGGAGUACCCGAGAAAUAAUAUUCAGUAUGUCCGGGACAUCGGAGAAGGAGCCUUUGGAAGGGUUUUUCAGGCCAGAGCACCAAGCCUCCUACCAGACGAGCCUUUCACAAUGGUGGCUGUGAAGAUGCUAAAGGAGGAAGCGUCCGCUGACAUGCAGAAUGACUUCCAGAGAGAGGCGGCACUCAUGGCUGAAUUCGACCAUCCCAACAUUGUUAAACUUCUAGGUGUGUGUGCUGUGGGGAAGCCCAUGUGUUUGUUGUUUGAGUACAUGGCUAAUGGCGAUCUCAACGAGUUCCUGCGUCGCCGCUCUCCAAGCCGCUCCAUGCACACCCUCAGCUGUCCCAGCAUCUCCAACCGCAGUUUCUCCUCCGAUCUGGAGGCGGGAUCUCUUUCCUGUGUGCAGCAGUUAUCAAUUUCCAAGCAGAUUGCGGCUGGAAUGGCCUACCUUUCAGAACGCAAGUUUGUCCACCGUGACCUGGCAACCCGAAAUUGUCUGGUAGGGGAGGAAAUGGUGGUAAAGAUUGCGGACUUUGGACUUUCGAGGAAUAUCUACUCAGCUGAUUACUACAAAGCCAACGAGAACGAUGCCAUUCCUAUUCGCUGGAUGCCCCCAGAGUCCAUUUUCUACAACCGCUACACAACAGAGUCGGAUGUUUGGGCCUACGGAGUGGCGCUAUGGGAGAUCUUCUCGCAUGGGAUGCAGCCGUAUUAUGGAAUGGGUCACGAGGAGGUCAUUUACUAUGUGAGGGACGGCCAGAUUCUUGCUUGUCCAGAGAACUGUCCUCUAGAGCUGUACAAUCUGAUGCGGCUCUGUUGGAGCAUACAACCCUCGGACAGACCGAGCUUUAGCAGCAUCCACCGGAUCCUGGAACGCAUGCAUCAGAACAAACUGAAUACAAAUACAGACACUGAGUCUGAAUGCAACGCUUUUACAGAAAUGUGUGUUCCUGUGCAAUAAAUCACGAAAGGAAUAUGUUGCCUUGAAACUAGGGGUGUAGCAAUUUGAUUUAUACCAUGAUUUGUGGUUGCUGACACAAUUCUUAUUGGUUAAUUUUAAUUCAAUUCACUUCAAGUUUAACCAGAGAUGAAUACCUGGUACUGAACAGUGCAGGUGAAAUUUUCCAAAUUUCUUGUAUUUCCUGCAAGAUUAUCAAAAGUAAAGAAAAUACUGCCUCGUUUCCACUGAGCGGUAUGGACCAGACCAGUCCCCUCUUGGCCGGUUUAGAAUGGUCUGGGCAAUUCAAAUGAGGGCUUCCAUUGAGCGUUGGACCAUCAAAGCGAAUGUGGGAUGUAGACCGAUGACGUAGCUGUGCAAAAUGGUGCGACUACAGCAAAAGAGAAGCUGUAUCAGCUGACGGACGGAAUAUUAAAAAGAUAACUGCAGAGGAUAAUUAUAAUCUGGAGCAGGGGUUUAUUACGGAUGAAUCUGGUCUCUACGCUGCAGAACAGUCUAUUGUUCUGAAUUAAAAGAAAAAAAAACUCUUUAUGUUGAGUCAUACUUCAAAUGUCAGUUUGUCAAAUGAGGUUGUCUCUGUGUUCGUGGAUUAUUCGGUGUGUCUUCGAUUCCCAACCCCUGCGAAUAAGGAGGAAUACUAUAUGAAAAUAAUUUAUCAUAGCGGGGGGUGAAGAAGAAUCCAGCCGAAAAGAAAGAGGACAAAACUUUUGCUUUGGAUCUUGAGUUGGGAAAAGCGCUGGUUGGACGCUUCCUGUAGUUAUAAAAUUUUUCGACCAAUCAAUGGGUUAUAUCGUGUGAUGACAGAAGCUCCGCCCUAAUAGGUCCAUACCAUUUUUCUAUGGACCUAUGACCAACGGGGGACCAGAAAUGGUACCAGUCUGUCCUGCUAAACAGGUUAAUUUUGAAAUGGAAAUGUUCAAAAGUCCAGGCCGGCCUGGUCCAGUCCGGUCUUGAUCGCUCAGAGGAAACAAGGCAUAAGUAUACAAAUAAGCAAAUAGACAAGAAUUAAUGGCAAAUCUAUCAUAAAGUUCAACACAUGGUUGUUUAUCAACACAAAAAUAAUACAAACGUAAUAAGAACAUUGUACUAUGGAGAGAAAAUAGUUCCAUCAGUAGUUACACAAAUACAGACACAAGUUACAAAAUCAGGAAUUACACACACACAAAUCCAAUGGAACUGGUUACGUUUGCCAGGGGUGACCAAAGUCAGUCCUGGAGGGCCGGUGUCCUACAUGUUUUCCAACCAACCUGCCAGUGAAACUCCUUAUCGGCUAAACACAUCUGAUCCAGGUAAUCAGAUAAGGUGCAGAUAAGGCAGGAUUUCUGGAAAACCAGCAGGAGGCCGGCCCUCGAGGACUGACUUUGGACACCCUUGUUCUAAGCGUUUCCACAGAUUGGACUGUAAUGAUGGCUUGAUCAUUGUCCACUGUGAUAGUCAUUUUUAUGUUAUAGUUGAAUAAACCAACAGUGCAUUAAAAAUUGUGUUUUCCAAUAUUUAUAUAGUCAAUUUCUUUCAUUUUUAAACAAUUCUUUAAGAACUUGCCUCAGACAGAUUGAUCUGGUUGGAUUGUAGGAAUAGAAAUUGAUUAAUUGAUUAAGUCGGUUAAUCGCUGCACCCCUACUUGAAACAAGUGUGUGUCUGGAAUCCAAAUCACUAAUCUAAUGUUUUCCUUUACAUGUACACCCUAUUUAAAUUACCAAUAUUUUGUGUGACGUUUUUAUUUUUUUACUUAAUAUUUCUUUUUAUUCACUUGGUUUAACAGUGGUUGUCCAUCAAAUACUUUGUAUCUGUUGAGUACCAAAGUAAAUAAUUUGAAUUUUGGGUAUAUUUGAUAUAAAUAGUUUUAAUUUUUUUUGUGUUUUUUUUAACCCUUUAACACUUGAGCUUUAGCUUCACUGUUGACAUUCUUUCAACUACCGUAACGAUUUAACCGUUUACACAAUUAGCAUAUUUCCAGGGAGUUCUGAAGUAUUUUACGCAAUUCUCAUAAAUUAAUGGACUUUUUUGUGGAGAAAAGCGACUUUGAGUUGUUACGUAAUAAUUAAUGCUCAAAAGGUUUUGUAUAUCGUUCCAAAGUUGAUAUGAAAGCCACAUCAGAAUCAACUGGUUCCUGCUGAUCAGGAAAACAGUCGUAGAGCAUCUGUAUGUCAGAGCGUGUGUUAUUUAGGUGUCGCCGGCGGUAUCUCCAGUGUUAAAGGGUUAAUAACUGCAAUUACUUCUUGGGUUUUAUUGUACCAUACUUGUUCUUUUUUCUGAUUCUUAUAUGCACUUUGCAUGCAGAUUACAUGUGUUCUUGUAAUUGAAACAACACACAAGAGCUUUGUGCAACAACUAUUGUGAUGUCAACUUUACAGUUUUCCUAACUCCUUUUUUUUUUAAACUGGGGAAGACUACAUCAUGAGGGUAACGGAUUUUUCACUGACAACGUGCAGGAAAUCCAACAAAGUGUUGUGUAUUUACAAACUUUUGUGAUCGAGUCACUUUGAACUAAUUCCACAUUCACACACAAUCACUUUAACUCUUUUGUGUUUGGUUAUUUUAGUGAAAAGUUAUUCCAUUUUGGGGCAUUGUUCUUUUUUUUCAAUUUCUUUUUCUUUUGUUUUAUUGUUAGUUUUAAAUUUUACAAAUGAGUUGAUUGUUCUGAUAGUUUAUCAAUCAUCAAUGGAAUUUGUUGUAGAAAAUAUUAAGUUAGUUGACUAAAAUUGAUUUCAGACUCAAAAAUACACGUUUAUUUUAACAAACAGGAUAAACUGGUUAUUAUGGUAGUUUUAUUUACCAUAUUUGUCAAGUCUAAAUAAAUUCCCACUUGGUACAUUUUAAAUAAAACAAUAU